Trichophyton rubrum CBS 118892 is the source of this 414-nucleotide messenger RNA. RefSeq lists its product as uncharacterized. Lineage: Eukaryota; Fungi; Ascomycota; Eurotiomycetes; Onygenales; Arthrodermataceae. The record is from RefSeq and is a predicted model, not a curated record. The transcript is spliced from 5 exons. Bases 1 to 414 code for a protein of 137 amino acids.
AUGUCCGAACAGCAAGGUGCCCAGAUCGUUUCGCAUGGGCGCGGAGGCCAGGGAAAUAUUGCUGCUGAUUCUACAAAAUACGUUGAUGCAGAAAUUGUCCGAGAAGGCGUUGAAGGAGAUCAAGGAGAUGGCGCAUAUUCUGCGGGGCGUGGAGGAGUAGGGAAUAUAGGGUCACCUAAAAUACCUCCAUCUCGCGGCCAACCUCAUGAUGCAGAUGUUAUUCCCCCCACCGCAAUGAGGCAGCCUUCUGCUACUGAAUAUCAUGUUGGGAGGGGAGGGCAAGGCAACGUACACAGCGAAAUACCCAAGGAAGCGGAGAAGCCAAGGGCAACAGAGGAGCAAUCGGGUGAUAAGAAAUCUAAUGAGGGGUUUGUGGAUAAAGUGAAGCAGAUGGUUUUCGGUCGGAAGGAAUAA